Molecule: messenger RNA, 729 nt
Organism: Dentiscutata heterogama
Lineage: Eukaryota; Fungi; Glomeromycota; Glomeromycetes; Diversisporales; Gigasporaceae
Source: the annotation of a GenBank genome assembly
AUGGUACAAUUACGAUCACAUCCACAAGUUUUUAAAGCAAUAAAGAUUUUUCAAUGGUUUAUGACUUUAACAAUUUUGAUUUUGGGAUAUUAUUUAUCGCAAUUUCAUAAACAAUGGGGGCAAGGACCAAAUAUUAUGAUUGAACUAGGCUUUUUUAUUAUAUGGCUCAUCGCUGUUUAUACAGGAUUUAAUUUAUCAUGUACUAAUGAAGAAUCUCACGAUCAAUGCGUUUAUUUUUCCGUAUCACUUAUUAUGGGUUGGAUGAAUACAAUCGCAUUUUUAAUAACAACCAUUGUAUGUAAAAAAAUACAAUGGGAAAAAGUAAAAUGGGGUAAAGAAAGAUCGGGAUUCACCAAAGAACAACAAAAAGAAUUCUUUAAUCAAUCAGUUACCAAUCCUGAUAAAUUAAAUCAAACUAAUAAUGAUAGUAUUUCAAUUAAUUCUCGUCAAAUAACUACCCCUAAUUCGUUAAAAACAACUCCAAAACCGUUAAAAAUUUCCCCCGAAAUCGCUAAUGUUAAUGGUGGUAAUAUGAAAAGUCAACAUAGAAGGCAAGAAUCGGAGUUAUAUCCCGAAGAACCUUCAACUCCGGUAGUGUGCCAACAAUUAAUUCCUCAACAGCAUUAUCAUCCGGAUCAACGACAAGAAUAUGAUAUGGAUAUGGAGCACUCUCAACAUCCUGCAUAUUCCUAUCGCCCGGAGAAUGAUCAAUACGAAGGAUAUCCUUAA